AUGGCGCUGAGUGACCUCCUGGAACUCACUCUGCUGCUGCUGCUGCCCCUGCUGGAGCGGCUCUCGGCCGAGGACUGCCCGUGCUCCGAGGCUUCUCUCUGCCGACCGAUCCGCCACCACCGCGACUUCGAGGUCUUUGUGUUUGAUGUUGGACAGAAAACCUGGAAAUCUUAUGACUGGUCGCAGAUUACGACUGUGGCAGUUUUUGGAAAAUAUGACUCAGAACUUAUGUGCUAUGCUCAUUCGAAAGGAGCCAGGGUAGUGCUAAAAGGUGAUGUGGCCCUGAAGGACAUCAUUAAUCCUACCUUCAGAGCGUCAUGGAUAGCGCAAAAAGUUGCCUUAGCCAAAGCACAACACAUGGAUGGAAUUAAUAUAGACAUAGAACAGGAAGUUGAUUGCUCGUCACCUGAAUAUGAAGCAUUGACAGCUUUGGUCAGAGAAACCACAGAGGGUUUCCAUCGUGAGAUUGAGGGAUCACAGGUAACUUUUGAUGUAGCUUGGUCACCAAAGGGCAUAGACAAAAGGUGCUAUAAUUAUACUGGGAUUGCGGAUGCCUGCGACUUUCUUUUUGUGAUGUCUUACGAUGAGCAAAGUCAGAUCUGGUCAGAAUGUAUUGCAGCCGCCAAUGCUCCCUACAAUCAGACAUUAACUGGAUAUGGUGACUACCUCAGGAUGGGCAUCAGCCCCAGGAAACUUGUAAUGGGUAUUCCCUGGUAUGGCUAUGAUUACAUUUGCCUAAACCUCUCAAAGGAUGAUGUCUGCGCCAUUGCAAAGGUCCCUUUCAGAGGGGCUCCUUGCAGUGAUGCUGCAGGGCAUCAGGUGCCCUACAGGGUCAUCAUGAAGCAAGUAAACAGUUCUGUUUCUGGAAGCCAGUGGAACCAAGACCAGCAAGCUCCGUACUAUAAUUACAAGGAUCCCACUGGCCGUUUGCAUCAGGUGUGGUACGAUAACCCCCGGAGCAUCUCACUAAAGGCAGCAUUCGUCAAACACUACGGCUUGCGGGGCAUUGGCAUGUGGAACGCGAACUGUCUGGACUACUCAGAUGACGCUCUAGCCAGAGAGCAAACGGAGGAAAUGUGGGGAGCCCUGAGACCACGGCUGUGAUACAUACAGAGGAAUGUCUUUUGUCAGACGGUUAGAUUUGCAGGACUGGCCUGUGUAAGCAGAUCUACCUCUUCAAGAGAUAAAAAUAUAUAUUUUGUCAUGUUACCCUAACUUACUUAUUGGUCUACUCAAUACACAGGAAAGAAAUAAAGAAACUAUUCAUUUGUACUUGGAAAAUACAUACAUAUCUUAAAUAUCCAGGAAUGUAAAAGCAAAAACAAGUCAACUUACUCUAUUAAAUAUUCCUCUGUUUCAGUAUUAUAAUUAUAUUAUAUUAUAAUUAGAAAAGUUGCUUUUAGAAUUCCAUGCUGAAUUUUUCCUCCUGUUAUUAAAAUAUACUGUUAAAAACCAAUAGGGAUUUUUAAAAAUGUAUAACUAGUAGACAAGUGAAGAUACUGGAGAAGGGAGUGCACAUGACCAUAGUGUGUUACACACAUGUAUAGACUAUCAUAGUAAAGCCCAUUAUUUUUAUAAUUAAUAUAUGCUAAUAAAAGAUGUGUAACUUGAAAUGG
Messenger RNA from Rattus norvegicus (Norway rat), 1616 nucleotides. It is a transcript of the gene Ctbs, whose product is annotated as chitobiase. The transcript has 7 exons. NCBI's taxonomy places the organism in Eukaryota, Metazoa, Chordata, Mammalia, Rodentia, Muridae. Gene Ontology annotation, biological process: chitin catabolic process; carbohydrate metabolic process; carbohydrate catabolic process. Gene Ontology annotation, cellular component: lysosome. Gene Ontology annotation, molecular function: chitin binding; hydrolase activity, hydrolyzing O-glycosyl compounds; hydrolase activity, acting on glycosyl bonds. The record is from RefSeq and is marked provisional. Bases 1 to 1104 code for a protein of 367 amino acids.